AUGCUGCCACCCAACUGCUCGGUGGCGCACAGCUACGCGGCGGAGGUGACCACGGCCUUACUGCUGCUGCUGGAGUGUGGCCUGGGCACGCUGGGCAACGCCGUGGCGCUCUGGACCUCCUUCCGUCUGAAGGUGUGGAAGCCCUACGCUGUCUACUUGCUCAACCUGGUCCUAGCAGACCUCCUGCUGGCUGCCUGCCUGCCCUUUCACGCCGCCUUCUACCUGCGGCACAAGACCUGGGGCCUGGGGCGUGCGUCUUGCCAAGGGAUGCUCUUCCUGCGGUCCCUGUGCCGCGGGGCGGGUGUCGCCUUCCUCACCGCCAUGGCCCUGGACCGCUACCUCCGGGUGGUCCACUCGCGGCUCAAGGUCAACCUUCUGUCCCUGCGGGCGGCCUGGGGCAUCUCGGUCCUGGUCUGGCUCAUGACGGCAGCCCUCACCCACCAAAGCGUGUUCCUCUCUGAGGCCGAGUGCCCCAGUUCUGAGCCCAGGACGGAGUCCUCCUUCAGGCUCAUCUGGCAGGAAGCCCUCUCCUUCCUCCAGUUUAUCCUUGCCUUCGGCCUCAUCCUGUUCUGCAGCGCCGGCCUCAUCAGGACUCUCCGGAAGCGGCUCCGAGACCCACACAAGCAGCCCAAGCUGCAGAGGGCCCAGGCGCUGGUGGCCAUGGUUGGGGUGCUGUUCACGCUGUGCUUUCUGCCCAGCUUCCUGGUCCACAUCCUACUGGCCACCUUCCGAGGGGCGCUCAGCUGCGGGGUCCUGAGCUCCAUGGUCCACGCCGCCGACGUGACCGGCAGCCUCACCUACCUGCAGGGCGCGCUGAACCCCGUGGUGUGCUUCUCGAACCCCACCUUCAGACGCCCCUACCGCGAGCUCCUCACCCUCAGGGCCCGAAAGCAGGAAGCAGAGGCUCCGGGCUGUGAGCUCAGAGAUUCUUACUCCUGA
This is a messenger RNA of Lipotes vexillifer (Yangtze River dolphin), 939 nucleotides long. RefSeq names its product G protein-coupled receptor 31 (gene GPR31). NCBI's taxonomy places the organism in Eukaryota, Metazoa, Chordata, Mammalia, Artiodactyla, Lipotidae. Gene Ontology annotation, cellular component: membrane. Gene Ontology annotation, molecular function: bioactive lipid receptor activity. Gene Ontology annotation, biological process: G protein-coupled receptor signaling pathway; negative regulation of inflammatory response. The transcript has a single exon. Bases 1 to 939 code for a protein of 312 amino acids. The record is from RefSeq and is a predicted model, not a curated record.